AUGUUCCAUCGUGUGUUGACUCCAUUAAGUCGCACUAUUUCUUCUUCAUCUCUCCAUCGUCAUUCGAUCCGUUCUACUUCAUUCAUCAAUACUCUAAGUAUUUUAUCUGUUAGUAAUGAUACAAAUUUGAUUCCCUCAUGGCUCGUAGCUCUUGCUGCAGGUACAUUAACUAUUGCAGGUCUGUCAUUGUUUCAAGACCAUCACUCUGCAACCUGUUGUGGUAUUGUUGGUGUUGUUGGAAAGACACAGAAUGCUGCUGAUUUUCUGCUGGAAGGAUUAACAAUCUUACAAAAUCGAGGCUAUGAUUCUGCUGGAAUGUCGACGCAAUCACAGCCAAGAGAAGAUGGCGACAAGGAGAUGAACACGUCGCCUAUUGUGACAACUAAAUUUGCUUCCGUGGUUGGAACAGCUGAUUCCAUUCAUUUAUUACGAGAUACAAAGGAUAAACAUGAAGGAAAUACGUCUGGUAUUGCACAUACACGAUGGGCGACACAUGGUCCGAAGACUGAUUGUAAUUCCCAUCCACAUAUGGACAUGCACGGUCGUGUUUCUUUAGUACAUAAUGGUACAUUUACAAAUUAUUAUGAAGUGAAACAAGAGUUAGUAGAUGAAGGUGUAGUCUUUUCAUCACAAACAGAUACAGAAGUAGCAGCACAACUUAUUGGUCACUUAAUGGGUGAAGGAGCUGAUUUACUCACAGCAGUGAGACUUGCGUUGAAAAAGUUAGAAGGUACAUGGGGACUCUGUGUCAUGGCACGGGAUGAACCGGGUAAGAUUGUGAUUGCACGAAACGGAUCUCCAUUAUGUAUUGGAUACGGAUCGAAUGAAGUGUUUGUAGCAUCCGAGACCACUGCUUUUAGUCGCUAUGCCAAGCAAUUCAUCUCGCUCAAGGAUGGUGAGGUCGCGGUGAUUAAAAGUGACUCGGCAGAGCUAAACCCAAACGAUUAUGGCAAAGAAGAAGGCUUUUUGCAACGAUUUCCGACUAGCAGGUUAGCCGUGGCACCGGAUGUAAAGGUGCGUCUUUCACCUGCACCGUAUCCACACUGGACGCUGCGUGAGAUCAUGGAGCAACCCAAAGCUGUGGCGGCAUCGUUGGGUUACGGUGGUCGCGUGUCUGAUGACCAUGUUUACCUUGGUGGACUAGAAGCAGAGAAGGAGCGUAUGUUGCGUAUUAAACACCUUCUUAUUGCUGCGUGCGGUACCUCGCUGUAUGCGAGCAAGUAUGGUGCCAAAUUGAUGCGAUCACUUAAUGCGUUUGACAGUGUGGCCACAGAGGAUGCAUCGGAGUGCACGAGUGAUCGGUUUUCGAAAAAGGAUGGUGGCCUGCUUGUCGUGUCUCAAUCCGGCGAGACGAAGGAUGUUCACCGCGCCUUGAAAACCGCAGAGGAGCUGCAACUUGAGGUGCCUACGUUUUCCGUUGUAAACUCUGUGGGGUCGCUUAUCGCACGCACAACGAAAUGCGGCGUGUACUUGAACGCUGGACAUGAGAAUGCCGUGGCCAGUACGAAGGCCUUUGUUACCCAAGUCACGGUCAUGGGACUCAUUGCCUCGUGGUUUGCACAAAACCGUCACGAUGGUAAUCGGUCUAAGAUGGCUGCGCUGAUCCAAAGCAUGCAUCGUCUUCCAAUUGCAAUUGGCAUGGCGUUGCGAUCGCGUGAACAAUGCGCAAAGAUUGCCGAUACGUUGUUGCCGGCUGAGCACCUCUUUGUGCUCGGUAGAGGAUACGGCGAGCCAAUUGCAUACGAAGGUGCGCUUAAGAUCAAGGAGAUUACGUAUUUGCACGCUGAAGGCUACCCUGGCGGUGCACUCAAGCACGGUCCCUUUGCGCUCAUUGAGGGUGAGAACGAUGGUAAGUUUGGAGCCACGCCAAUCAUCCUAAUCGUAUUGGAUGACGAGCACGCCACUUUCAUGAAGACGGCUGCUGAAUCGGUACGUGCUCGUGGUGCUCAUACCAUUAUUAUCACGGACAAUCCGGCGAUGUGCGAAAACAUUGCCGACGAGGUCAUUCCGAUUCCGACGAAUGGCCCCAUGACCGCGUUGCUCGCGACAAUUCCUCUGCAACUGAUUGCUUAUGAGCUAGCUGUGCGCAAGGGCAUCAACCCGGACGUGCCGCGUAACCUAGCCAAGGCGGUCACAGUGGAUUAG
This is a messenger RNA of Peronospora belbahrii, 2145 nucleotides long. The record is from the annotation of a GenBank genome assembly. Lineage: Eukaryota; Oomycota; Peronosporomycetes; Peronosporales; Peronosporaceae.